Messenger RNA from Fusarium proliferatum ET1, 438 nucleotides. RefSeq lists its product as uncharacterized. Gene Ontology annotation, cellular component: membrane. The transcript has a single exon. The record is from RefSeq and is a predicted model, not a curated record. Bases 1 to 438 code for a protein of 145 amino acids. NCBI's taxonomy places the organism in Eukaryota, Fungi, Ascomycota, Sordariomycetes, Hypocreales, Nectriaceae.
AUGUCUCCCUCUAUUCAGCAGCUGCCUCUCCUUGGUCCCCUCGUCGGUCUCAGUACCUGGACAUUCGCAAUGGAAGGCCUGUUAUAUUGGCGCCGGACUCCGGCGCUCUCCAAAUACGGCGUCUCCUUCGACCCAGAGACUGCUAAGAAGCAGAAAGCAGAGAAGCUGCCUGCAUUCGUUCAGUGGCCCGCCGACAACUACAACAACCUUCUCGAGCAACCUACGCAGUUCUACGCCGCUGUAGCAGCCCUCACUCUGUUGAAUGUGAAGGACAAAGUCACAGUGGGCUUGGCUUGGACAUAUGUCGGCCUCAGAGUUAUCCACAGUCUCAUUCACGUAUCAUACAACAACCUGCUUCUGCGCUUCCCCACCUUUGCUGCAAGUUCAGUCGUGCUCCUGGGUAUGACCGUCAAGGCAGCCUUGGAGCUCUGGUAUUAA